Parastagonospora nodorum SN15 is the source of this 240-nucleotide messenger RNA. RefSeq lists its product as hypothetical. The transcript is spliced from 2 exons. Bases 1 to 240 code for a protein of 79 amino acids. The record is from RefSeq and is a predicted model, not a curated record. NCBI's taxonomy places the organism in Eukaryota, Fungi, Ascomycota, Dothideomycetes, Pleosporales, Phaeosphaeriaceae.
AUGACAUCCGCGAUAUGCGAUCGGCUGUUGCUAUCCCUAAGACCCGCUUCCUGUCGUUACAGCCAGCCAAUCAAAUGUCCAGGAAACGGAUUUCGCGCGGAUGCGGAGUCGCAAGGGCGCCUGUAUGAGCAUGUGUCUGGCGUGCACAAGGAUGCGGUUCCGGGGCCGAAAGGAUCAUUGCCUGUUAUGGACAUGGACUUGUGGAAGCAAGGCUCUGCAGUCGAAACGAGCAAGACAUGA